Molecule: messenger RNA, 3864 nt
Organism: Danio rerio (zebrafish)
Lineage: Eukaryota; Metazoa; Chordata; Actinopteri; Cypriniformes; Danionidae
Source: RefSeq, a predicted model, not a curated record
CACACACACACACACACACACACACACACAAUAUAAAGCUUGAAAGGGUUGUUAAGGGGCUAUAGGGUACAGCAUUUGCUGACCAAAAAUAGUUACUUUAGUGACUUUAUUAUUUGACAAAGUACUAAAAGAUGAAGCCAUAAUAGCAAGUUCAUUAUUAAUGUGUAAAAUAGAGAAGAGGGGGUUCAAAAGCCUACAUUUAUGAAUGAAGAAUUUUCCAAAGCAUAAACGGUUAUUAACCAGGUAAUGCUGUGUACAAUUUUCUUUAGUUACACCAAAUUUAACUUGUUUAUACAAAAAUGGUUUACAUGGAUAUUGACAUGAGACAUUCUGUCAUGUACAUGAGCCCAAAAUAACUCUUGAAUAUAUGCAAUUGUAGAAAAUAAGCUCAGUGAUUUCAAUAUCACUCUCACAACAUUGACAAGAGUUGUCUUCAGUAUCAAAUUUUAAUCCCAGGGAUUCUUUUGAUGAAUACACAUCAAUGAUUGUAAACUGAAACUCUUUCAUUUUGAGAAAAUUAGAUAAGAAAUGUAAAUUGUUCUUAUUUUUUCUAAUUCCUGCAAAUUAAAAUCUUUAAAAAAAUAAAAUGAGGUCUGAGCUGAUCAGGAUUAACCCUUUGAAUAAGAAUAUUCCUUAAAAACUUAUAAUUACAUUUUGUGUCUCUAAAACAAAAAGUCCUCAAAAACAGAGAUGGAAGAGAAAACAUUACAGAAUAGUGUGAAGGAAAACCUCUGAUCAAUACUGUGAUGUUUUUAGGAAAAGCAUUAAUAAUUGUGUAAAACUCUUUAGUUGACAAACAAAACCAUGUUUUAAGCAGAAGUUAUUGUAAUUAGGAAUGUCACCAUGGCUAUCCAUCAUAUCCAAUAUAGAAAAAAAAUAUUAUUUUUAACCUAAUUUUUCUAAAAUAAAAACUUAUUUUAAUAUAAAAUAAAAUGAUUGUUCCAUAAACAUGCUUUAUGAGGACUGGAAUUGUGGGAAAGUGCUAGUUUCAGCACAAUAGGACCUGCAAACAAAGACAGUUCAAAAUCACAUCUGAUCAAAAAGUCAAAACCACCUAUUUUGCAAAAUACUGCAGAAGUAACUUUAAGCCAUAUACUGUUUGUGUUACAAAGAAAUGAUCUUAGCCACUGCGUUUUUAGAACCCUGUUCAUUAAUUCCAGGUCAAUAACAUUUAGGCCCCCUUCUUUAUAUCUGUGAACCAAGUCAUUUUUGUUUUUGUUGUGAUACGUACUUUACCAGACAAAAUUACAAAUGACACUCCUCUGUAUUAUUUUAUUAAAUGUGGGGAUAGCUAAUGACGAGGCUGGGUAAACAAAUCUAAAUACCAAUUCCAUUUUGGUUAAUAUAAUACAUUCAAAUAUUGAGACAUCCCUUUCCAACCAACCUUUAAGAAUGGUUUUGCUUUUAGAAAUUGAUUUAUAAUAUUAUUCUGAAUAUUAAGAUUACUGUCUUUAGUAACAGUAAUUCCUAAGUAUAGACUUUCCUCAGUAAAGAUUCUAAAUCACUGCCAUGAAUUGCAAUUAAUUCACAUUUUAUUUAUAUUUAGAUGUAGUCCAGAUGCAUAGGAGAAGAGAUUAACUAGCAGAAUGGCUUUGUCAAUUCAAAUUUUGUUCUUUGAAGAGCCCCUAUUAUGCAUUAAAAAAUAUAAUAUUUUGGUUUUGGGGGUCUCCAACAACAGUCUGAAAUGCAUGUAAGGUCAAAUAAAACUUUCAGUGUUUUAUAAUAUGCAUAUAUUUUUACCUAAUUAUCCCAAUGACUCACAUAUGAAUCAUUCAGCGAAAAUUAAAUAAAUAAAAAAAGUCAAACUGAGACAAAAAAUGACUCAUGAUGGGAAUGGGUCAGAACCCUUCAAUUCUGGUGGAUCAAGCAAGUCAUCUAACAAUAAAAAAAGAAAGUACUUGAAAGAUCGCAUUCACUCCGGUAAAAUUCUAAAUAUGUGCAUUAAAAGUUGCAUAAACUGCUUUGAAACUUGCAAUGUUUGUAAGGAAACUGUAUCUUUUCAUACUUACUCAAGGUUCUGCCUUGGCUACGUUCCGAUUGGGACAGAUUAUCCCUAACUUGUGUGUUAAAAGUGUCACGUGGGACGCCCCCGUCCAGGUUCAGCCUUGGUUGAUAGCUCAUAGGGGGAAUUAAUCCCUUUUGCAGCACAAGGAGGUGCUGGGCUGGACAAAUCUGUCCAGGUCAGCAAAUGCUUUGAACGCCCAGAAGGCCUUGAGUCCAAUUCUGUAUAUUAGCAAGCUUCUCCCGGGACAGCUCGGUCCUUUGAGAUGCAUGAAUAGGUCAGGACAGGGCAGCUGUGGAGUGGAGGUUAACUUUAUGGAGGUAAGUCUUAUUAGUAAAACUAUUAGUAAGUUUAUAGUAUGUAUUUAUUUUCUUUAGUGAGUGAUCUUUCACAGCCUCCACAAGAUUUUAAUGGAGAGGUGGAUUUAGAUAUGUUUUGAAAGGCACUGACAGAAGAACGAAUUGCUCGAGAAUUUUUUUCAAGUAAGGAAAUUUAUUAUAUCAGGAAUGGCAUGUCAUCAUUAUUUAAUUUCAUAAGUGUUUUCAGGAGUACAAUCUAAAUUCACUGAUGUACUAACAUUUUUGUUUGUCCUAAAGGUCAAAAAAACAAUCCAUUUUGUGUUACACCUAGUUACAACUUUUGGGCACCCUGGAUCGGGAGUAAGACUCGCAUAGCGAAUGUUGUUCUCAACACUGAAUUUGAGAAAGUGCCCAAAGCAAAAACUGCAGAACGAACAGAAAUAACUGUCUCUGAAGAUCGCUUAAAGGACGAACUUUCAAAACAGAAAGUGGGAGUGAUAAGAAGACUGUGUCAAGAGUGUGGUUUAGAUGCCAAAGGCUCUCGCACAGAUCUACUCCUGCGACUUUCGGAGGAGAUGAGGUCAAGGGAGGCCUAUGACAAGGUUUUUGAAAAGAUUUGGGCUGCUUCAGGAGGUUGGGCUGUCAUCAUGUGUCCUUGUGGCAUAGUUUACAGUAUAAAAUGUAAUCUGCGAGCAGAAAGUCCACGGGAUUUUGCAGAUAUGCUUCUGUCUUGGAAGCAUCUGCCUAAUGUUGUUAUUUAUGACUUUGCCCGUGGACUGUCCGCCCACACAAAUUUGAGGCAACCCAUAACUUUCACACCUUUCAAGGGAAGGUUACUCGAACCAACCACUGAAAAUAUUGCAAAAGCAAAAUCAGGAAAAUUACAGGUAACUCUGCCAUGGCUCACUGCAAAAAAGCAAAGUCCAGAUCCGGAUGGUCAUCCAAUAACUGGUCCUGCAGAACACUAUGUUCUGUAUGACCGCUUUCACGAAGACAACACAAAAGAUCCUCGUGAUUCACUGAGGAAGCUUCGUCUUGUGCCUCAACUAGCUGGCAAAGUUAACAAUCAGGCUGCAGAACAGCUUUUUUCAAAGCUAAAGAAAAAUAACUACUUUAUGAACAUGGCAUUGCCAUCCACACAUGUUUUCCUCAUGCGAAACAUCAUCCACCAUUACAACGUCAGAAAAAACGAGAAACGUCUUCAUGACAUAAAAAAGGAAUUCAACACAAACAUUCACAUGAAUGACCACAGCCAGGUUGUGUUAGAAAAUCCAUCCUCCACAGAGAAAUGCAUGGACAUGUCACUUGGACCACUGACAGCACUGCCAGAAAAUAUUGUGACUUUACAAACGACCGCUGCAUCACCAGGCAUAACAUCAGUCCCAUCUCCUCUGUCAUCAGUACCAAUUACAGAAAAAAACAGCUUGUGAACCUACCACUCUUCUGAAUUUUUUGGAACCUACUAAGCCUUGGGAGAGGGACUGGCAUCCAUUACAAGAGAAACUGCUUGAUUAUGUGCUGGACCGAAAUCGCCCUGGCAGUGAAAUAAUUUUGAAGGAGGGG